Messenger RNA from Ananas comosus (pineapple), 1380 nucleotides. RefSeq names its product polygalacturonase QRT3. The transcript is spliced from 4 exons. Bases 1 to 1380 code for a protein of 459 amino acids. Gene Ontology annotation, molecular function: polygalacturonase activity. NCBI's taxonomy places the organism in Eukaryota, Viridiplantae, Streptophyta, Magnoliopsida, Poales, Bromeliaceae. The record is from RefSeq and is a predicted model, not a curated record.
AUGCGCUUAAGUGGAGAACAACACUAUCAAAGGUUCUUAAGAAGUGCUUCUGCUAGAAAAAGUUCAACUAAGAAGAGUCGAAUGUUCAAUCUGAUUGAGUACGGAGCGGACCCGAGCGGGACGCUGGAUAGUAGUGAAGCUAUUCUAAAAGCCGUAGAGGAUGCGUUUAAAGUGCAGAGCGCGAGCGGCAUGUUGUGGGGGGUCAAUAACUUGGGCGGCGUGGUGAUUGAUCUGCACGGUGGCUACUACAAGAUCGGCAAGCCGAUCCGAUUCCCGAGCGGCGGCGGGAAUUUGGUGUUUCAAGGAGGCACGAUAAAAGCAUCAGAUAACUUCCCCAGCACCGGCUACCUCGUCGAGCUCCACUCCCCGCAAUCCUCCCACCGCCUUUCGCGCCACAAUUCGCACUCUGCCAACCGCACCGCCGUCCACGCCUCCAACCUCGGCAUCUACUACGAGGACAUCACCUUCCGCGACGUCCUCUUCGAUGCCAAUUUCCGCGGCGGCGGCCUCCUGGUCGUCGACUCGGCCCGCACGCGCGUCACGAACUGCUUCUUCACGCAUUUCCUCACCGACGGCAUCCUCGUCGAGGGCGGCCACGAGACGUUCGUCUCGGACUGCUUCCUGGGGCAGCACCUCACCGUCGGGGGCGAUCCCCGGGAGCGGAACUUCUCUGGUACCGCGAUAAACCUCGCUAGCAACGAUAACGCCGUAACCGACGUCGCGAUUUUCUCCGCGGCCGUCGGGGUCCUCCUCCGCGGACAGGCCAACAUCCUCACCGGCGUCCACUGCUACAACAAGGCCACCUACUGGGGCGGCGUCGGCAUCCUCGUGCGCCUCCCGGGUUCAAGUCAAACCAGGCUCGACAAUUGUUAUAUGGACUAUACAGGUAUCGUUCUGGAGGAUCCAUUCCAAGUAAUCAUAACCAACGCAUUCUUUUUGGGUGACGCGUACAUCACACUCAAGUCCAUCAAGGGCGAGAUCUCGGGUCUGAACAUCGUCGACAACACGUUCACCGGGUCAUCGAACAGUCCAAUUGUCAAACUCGACCACUCCGAGAAACCGUUCACGCACAUUGACCAGGUCGUCGUCGACCGCAACAGCGUGCGGGGGAUGGCCCUGAAGUCGACGGUCGGGAGGUUGACCGUAGCGGGGAAGGGGAGCCAGUGGACCGCCGACUUCUCGGGGCUGCUGGUGUUUCCGGACCGGAUCACGCACGUGCAGUACGCGCUCCACUCGCGCGACCGACGGAGCAUCCCCGUGCACGCGCUGACGGGCGUGGCAAACAACAAGGUGGUGGUGGAGGCGACGGGGGUGGUCGACGCUGUCGUGUCGGUCGCCGUCGACCAGUACUUGAUGCCCGGGGAGGUCAACCACUUCUAA